Pygocentrus nattereri (red-bellied piranha) is the source of this 886-nucleotide messenger RNA. RefSeq names its product gap junction beta-2 protein-like. The coding region runs from base 83 to 886 and encodes 267 amino acids. NCBI's taxonomy places the organism in Eukaryota, Metazoa, Chordata, Actinopteri, Characiformes, Serrasalmidae. Gene Ontology annotation, biological process: cell communication. Gene Ontology annotation, cellular component: connexin complex. The record is from RefSeq and is a predicted model, not a curated record. The transcript has 2 exons.
UUCAUUACUGGACACCUCGUUGUUAUGGAGAUAAUCCAUUUUCUCAUGGUGUGAGGAGGCCUGAUCCAGCAGAAGCACCAGAAUGAGUUGGGGUACACUGUACACACAGUUAGUUGGAGUCAACCGUCACUCUACCAGCCUUGGCAAGAUCUGGCUGUCUGUCCUCUUCAUCUUUCGAGUGACCAUUCUGGUAGUGGCAGCUGAAACCGUCUGGGGUGAUGAGCAGUCCGACUUUGUGUGCAACACCUUGCAGCCUGGCUGUGAGAACGUCUGCUAUGACCACUUCUUCCCCAUCUCGCAUGUGCGCCUCUGGUGUCUACAGCUGAUCUUCGCCUCAACGCCAGCACUACUGGUGGCCAUGUACGUAGCCUACCGCAACCACAAAGAAAAGCGAGAAAUCCUGCUGCGCAGUGAUAAAAAGUCGAGGGUCAAGCAAGAAGAAGACCUGGAGAGCAUCAGGAGGAGGAGACUUCCUAUUGCUGGCCCACUGUGGUGGGUCUAUGCCAUAAGCCUAGUGUUCCGUCUACUUUUUGAAGUGGCCUUCAUAUAUGCCCUUUAUACCAUUUACGAUGGUUUCUGGCUGCCUAGGCUGGUUCGCUGUGAUGUGUCACCCUGUCCAAAUGAGGUGGACUGCUUUGUGUCACGACCCACAGAGAAAACCGUCUUCACUGUGUUCAUGGCAGCAGCCUCUGGGGCCUGCACGGUGCUGAAUAUGGCAGAGUUAACCUACCUAGUCACCAAAGCUGCAACACAGUGCCUGAGUAUGAAUGCCAGGAAGAACCGUGCAAACUGUGCAGGCAAAGACAAAGGUGUACUACCGAACAAGAAGAAUGAAAUACUGCUGGCUUCAUCAUCUUCUGUGUCAUCCACUUGCAAAGCAGUGUGA